CCUGAACAUGCAUGAUAGCUCUUGGCCUAAACCUGAUUCCACUGUGAGCUCAUCAUCAAAAGACUGGCUGCCAAAUCUGCAGGCUAGCUGAGUGUGAAGGGUUAAAUUACACUAGCUUAUCCCAAAGAAUGUAUGUGUGGGGACCGGUUUACUUAUCUCAUCCUUACCAGCAGGCUCGUCAAGAAGGAACACGCAGCAGAGGAAAAGGAGACAGAGUGUGAUUCCUGUGUUGAAAGCUGCAGAAGCAGGACUGAGACGCGGCAGAGUGUGAGGCUUGCAGAACCGUCCCCUGGACUGAGCAAGAAUGCUGCUAAUGAACCGCGGAGGUGGUCCGCAGCACAGAGCAAGCCCGUCUGUACCAUGUAGAAUACUGCUGGAACAGUGGAAUGUUUUACGCCUCCUGAACGCAUAAAUUGUUUACUUGAAAAGAAAGAAUAACAUUCAAUAUAAAGUUUCAAAGGAUGCAAUAUGAAGAGGAUUUAAACCUAAUUUAAGGUAAAUUGCAAAGCUCUCCAUUCUUCUGUCUAUUGACUGGUUCUAUUUGUCAUAUCAAGGUUUCCAAAUAAGUCUUUGGCUCCAAAUGUCAAGUCCAAAGGAGGCAACUUCUGUCAGGGAUCAGCAGUGUGUGACGAGGGAGCGUGUGCAAGAGAGGGAGUCCUGCAUGAUAAACCUGCUGAGUAUUUCCGAUGUCUCUCUGUGCUGCUUGAUUUUAAAUUGGCCCUUGCCUGGCUGAAAGCAAAAUGUGAUGAGCUGUGCUAUCAUCUGAUAUCCAAGCAUGGAUGGAGGCAGUCAGAAGAGCGCCGCAAGUUAAUGAGACCAUUGCUCUUGUAUUGGGAGUUUAGGACAAGCAAUUAUAGAAGGAUUACCCCGACUACUUCCAUAAAGCAAACCUGCCAGAGAAGUAAGCAUCAGCGAGAACUGUUAAAGACAUUCUGUUUAGUGGAUUUCUUUUUUUUAUUCUUUUAACUUUUUUUUUGUAUUUGCAAAAAUAAAAUUAAGAAAUCCCUCCAUCUUAAAGAGAUGGAGUUACAGACUCGACUAUGGAAUAAAGACUGGGCACCAUUUUUAAAAUCCUGGAUAACCAUAUUACUGGGCCUCCAUGUGCAGUUUUAUAGGGCUGCUUCUUGUCCGGAGCAAUGCCGCUGCGAUAAAGGUUUCAUUUACUGCAACGAGCGGAGCUUGACAUCAGUGCCUCAUGGAAUACAGGAGGGUUACAAGACUCUCUAUCUCCACAACAACCAAAUCAACAGUGCUGGAUUCCCGGUUGAGCUGCACAAUAUUGUUUCUGUGGAAACAGUAUUCCUAUAUGGUAACCAAUUGGAUGAGUUUCCUUUAAACCUUCCCAAAAAUGUGCGUGUGCUCCACCUACAGGAGAAUAAUAUUCAAACUGUCUCCCGGGCAGCUCUGGCUCAACUGUCUAAACUACAAGAGUUGCACUUGGAUGAUAACUCCAUCUCUACGGUUGGAAUUGAGGAGGCUGCCUUCAGGGAAGCCAUUAGCCUUAAACUCUUAUUUUUGACAAAAAACCACUUAAGCAGUGUGCCAAUUGGGCUACCACUGGACCUCAAAGAGCUCCGGCUUGAUGAAAACCGAAUUGCCACCAUCGCUAAGGAAGCAUUCAUGAAUGUCACGCAACUUGAACGCUUAAUUCUAGAUGGGAAUCUUCUGACUAAUGAGGGGAUUGCAGAUGGGACCUUUCAGCAUUUGGUAAAGCUGACAGAGCUCUCCAUGUCUCGUAACUCACUAACCAGUCCUCCAUCUGACUUCCCUGGAGACUUUUUAGUCAAACUCAGCUUGCAGGAUAAUCAAAUGAGUGAGAUACCUGUGGCAGCCUUUUCCAAUCUGCGCCACCUACAGAAACUGGAUAUUUCAAACAACCAGCUGCAGUUGCUGACAAAGGGGGUCUUUGAUGGACUUACAAGCUUGAAACAACUCACUGUUCGAAACAACUUGUGGUACUGUGACUGCAACAUUAAAUGGGUGAUUGAGUGGUUAAAAUCUUUGCCAGCGUCUAUAAAUGUACGUGGGUUUAUGUGUCAAAAGCCUGAAAGAGUACGAGGCAUGGUAAUCAGAGAGCUUAACCUGAAUCUCAUCACUUGCCCCAGCUCUACAACCUCGUCUCCACCAGUUACUCGUCCACCCACAGAGCCUUUGCCUUCAACUUUUGCUACCAACCCUACAUCUGCAUCUACUAUUAUGACUCCAGGCACUUUAGAUAGAAUCCCAACUUCACCUUCAUCUACAAUGUCCCCUCUGCCUGAAGGAGACAAUAAAGAGAGGACUAACCCUCCUCCAUGGGAGCCAAUCCAAAUCAUUAUUAAUUUUGUAAAUGACACGUGCAUCAAAGUUAGCUGGAUGUCCAUCUUUUCAGUCACAGCGUACAAGGUCACUUGGGUUAAAAUGGGUCAAAGCUUGACAGGAGAUAUUGUGCAAGAGAAUGUGGUCAGUGGGAAAGGGAAGAGGCUAAGCCUUGUAAACUUGAAGCCAAAAUCCACUUAUCGCAUUUGCAUAAUCCCUCUAGAUGCUUCUAAUAAUUACCGUCCUGGAGAUGAUACAGUAUGCUCUGAGGCUACCACUAUGCCUGCUACUUUUAACUCUAACAAUAAGGCCACUGGCCCUGAGCAUGCCACUCAGCAGGACCCAAGCUCUCCUUUUCUCCUAGCAGGAUUGAUAGGGGGAGCUGUGAUUGUUGUCCUUGUUUUCUUGCUGAGCAUAUUUUGCUGGCAUAUGCAUAAAAAAGGACGAUCUGAUUCUUCCAAGUGGAAAUACAACAGAGGACGAAGAAAAGAUGACUACUGCGAAGCAGGGACUAAAAAGGAUAAUUCCAUCCUUGAAAUGACUGAAACAAGCUUUCAGAUAGUCUCUUUAAAUAAUGAACAGCUCCUUAAAGGAGAUUUCAGAAUACAACCCAUCUAUACCCCAAAUGGGAGUAUUGGCUUCAGAGACUGCCACAUAGCAAACAGCUUAACAUAUUCCAAGGGCAAUGUUCCUGAUGAGGAAUGCUGCCACACAUGACAGAUUUUGGGAAGAAUAUUUGUAAUAAUAAUACUUUUGAUAUACAGUAUAUAUAUAUAUAUAUAUA
Acipenser ruthenus (sterlet) is the source of this 3082-nucleotide messenger RNA. RefSeq names its product leucine-rich repeat transmembrane protein FLRT2-like. Lineage: Eukaryota; Metazoa; Chordata; Actinopteri; Acipenseriformes; Acipenseridae. The transcript is spliced from 5 exons. Gene Ontology annotation, molecular function: protein binding. Bases 1021 to 3015 code for a protein of 664 amino acids. The record is from RefSeq and is a predicted model, not a curated record.